UGUGAAAUGAGAAAUCGUGCAAGUCGCGAAGUGGAAGUCAAAUGCAAAUGGCGGUUGUUAUUGUUCGUGGUCGAAAAUUUUUACAACACGAAUUUUUUUUACAAAUUUCAUCUAGAAUAUACAAUUUAAUUGUAAUAAAUUUUUGCAAAUCUUAAAAUAUAAUUUCUCCAUAAAACGUGUGUAUAGAAAUUCAAUUGAAAAGUGUCAAUAUAAACAGUGAAAAUUUUGUUUAAAAAAAUUGGUCUUUGCAAGAGUAGAAGAAAAAAAAAAUUGUCGUCAAUCAUAUUUUUUGUGGCCCCUUGCUACCAAUACAACAACAACAAGAAGUAAAGAAAAAAGUUGAUACUUCGUAUGGUUCGUUUUCUACGCCUGUGAAUAUUUUUGGUCGCGCUGUUUGAUCUCCAAAAAAAAGCUUCUUCUUGUGUUGUGUUAGGCCUCCUCCUCUAGUUACCAAAAGAAAAAAUAAAAAAACCGAAAAAAUUACAAAUAAACUAGAAAAAACUGGUCAUUAAUCCUCCAAACGUAUGACAUGCACUCCUCAAAACGUUCAAAGAAAAUUGUCCAAAUCAAUGUUUAUCAAGGAGUUUUUCAACAUCAGUGUUUAAUUAAAUCUUGUCAAAUUACAAAAAAUAAAACAAACUAAACAAAAAAUAAUAAAAAUAUCUUAUAGAAAAAGUUCUUGUUACAAAAAAACUACUCGUUAUGUAGAAUGGUGCAAAAAAAUUCCACUUAAAAAAGUAGUCAGUCACUGUUACAGUGUUUUGACAAUUUGUUGAAGUAAUAAAUAAAAAUCGUGAGAAAAGAAAAACUAAUACUACUUAAUUAUUAGAAACUCCCCAAAACAAAACGUAACGCAACAACAACAUAAAAAGCAAAAGAAUAAAAUAAAAAGGAGAAUAUCACACACGUCUGUUUCUCUUUUAAAAUGCAGCUCUGCAUAAGUGACACAAGUGGCAGGCAUAUCGAAAGAAACGUAACGUAACGUGAUAUAUGCCAUGAUUUUGUUGUUUAUUGUUUUGAAAAUAUAUUUUUGUUAAUAAAAGAAAAAUUAAAGAAGGAAGAAAGAAAAAAAACCAACAGAGUUGCCAUAACUAUAAGAAAAGUUUUGUUUAACAAAAAAUCUAACAAAUGUGUACAUUAAAAAUAUUAACAAUAUUACAUUAUUUGCUACCACCGCUUAGUGCUUCAAAUGUUUUACUACGAAAAUGGCAAAAUUGUGGUCAUAGAUUUAAAAUUUAAAUUAAUUAAUAAUUACUAUAUAAUUUGUGUUAAAAUAUAAUAAUUAUUACCUAGAAUUAAUGAUUAUAAAGAAACAGUAGCAAAAAAUAAUCGUAAACAAAUGAAAGUUUUAAUUUUUUGUGUGAAUGUAUAUCUUCGCGCGAUUUCUGCUAAUUUAAGAAUUAGUGAAUGUUCGCUUAUUUUUUGUAAUAAUUAAAAGAAAUUCUUCGAAAGAAAACAACCCCCAGACAGCUCCCCCCGUCAAGUGUGAUUGUCGUCGUGUGAUGAUAUGCAACUUAAACAGCAGAUUGAACCGUGUAUGCGGAUAACAGUGCAAAUCCCUAAGGAUGCGGCGCAAAGGUUACGCCAAUUGGCUACCGAGGGUAAUCCUACACUACGGGCCCUUGGUAUACGAUCCGUACAAUUAGAGGGAGAUUCUCUGAUAUCACUCAAUCUUGGCGGUCAACAGAUUGAUGUUAAAGUAUCAGAUAUUUCAUCUGUUGUUAGCCAUGAGACGUCCGGUACGUCUAUUAGUGGUAUUGGAAGCGGUGGAGUUGGAAUCGGUGUCGGUGGCGAAGGUUGCAAUACAGAUAUAAGUGAUUUAUCCCAAUUACUUAGUGUGGGAAAUCUUGGUGGUCCUAGCACAAGUAGUGCUUUUGUAAAAUUGCCUCAAGCUCAGUUGCAAGAACAUCAGCAGCAGCAGCAACAGCAAUCGACAUUAAUCCAACAGCAGCAGCGACGAGGGAAUAUGGCUCCAAAUAUUAAUUUUGGGACAAAUGUUGGGGUAGGUAGUGGCAUGGAUGGUGGUUCCAUGUCUUCUAUACAACAACAGCAAAUGUUGCAACAACAACGUCGUAAUAUGAUGCUUGGUGGUCCCAGCACUAGUAAUGCUGCCAUUAAACAUCAACAGCAAAAUCCUUUCAAUACCGUUCUGGGUACACAGCAAAAUCUUCAACAACAGCAGCAGCAACAACAUCAACUUCAACAACCUGUAUUUAAGUCACCGAAUACAGUUUGCCCCAUGGAUGGCAAAGUGCCAGUGCCUCCUUUGCCCGUAGCAGCCGGCAAUGCUGCAAAUUCACGAGAAUUUCCCUUUGAAAGCAUGCGCCAAGCUCGUGUUUUGCAGGGCCGCGAUAAUUCUUUGAAUACUGUGGGAUCAUCAUCGUCAGCUAUACCAACUCCUGGUGGAAUACCCUUAGCAGCUGGUAAACCUGCGGUAGCUGGUGUACCAAGUAAUAGCGUCGGCAGCAUUCCACACCAGCUUAUGGGUUCAUUGGGUCCACCGCCAAAUGUUGCCCUUAAAGUGAUUAAAAAUCCUCAAAGUGGUGAAAUGAUAACUACAACUGUAUCUACAGCAUCUGGUAAAUCACAGUUUUUACAACCACCUCCUCCACCAUAUCCGGGUGUUGGUACGGUAAACUCUCCCGCCUCCCAGAAUUCUCCGGCUUUAGCAAAGCCUAUAUCAAGCUAUUUGCAAUCACGUGUGGUGCCACCCUCAACGCCAACAGCAUCACCAACUGGAGUUACAGGUUCAAGCAAUAGUAGCAAUAAUAUAGCGAUGUCAUCACCGCUUUUGGUGAAUCUGCUGCAAAAUGACAGCAAUUCGGUGGCAAAUCAACAUGGCAAUCAAGUGAAAUCGUCGCCGUUGCCUUCCCCACAACAUCAGCCGCAGCAGCAGCAACAACAUCAACAACAAAUGCCGCUUAUUCAUCAACAGCAACAGUCCCCCAUGAUGGCGGCAAUGAGUCCUCAGCAACAAAUCAUGAAUUCACCGCUGAGAACUACAACACCAGGAAGCGAAUUUAUGAUGCAACAGCAACAACAUUCAAGUCAGGUGCAGCCACAAAUCGUCUCGGCACCUGGUACCCCAGAUAAUGUUCUAAGUGUGCCUUCUUCUCCAACUGCGACAACGAAUGCUAUGCGUUCUAUGCCCCCGGGUUCGCAGCAAAUAAUGUUGAGUCCAAGCAAUAGCAGCAAUAUGUAUUCUCAACAACAACAGCAGCAACAGCGCUUUCAACAACAACAGCAACAAAUAUCACCACAACAAGCAGCAUUGUUGCGGCAGCAACGUCAACAGCAAUUGCAAACGUCAAUCAAACUACAAAAUCAACAACGUUUUAUACCACAACAGCAGCAGCAACAACAACAGCAACAAAUGUUGCAGCAAAAUAUGGGUGUCAACACGAUGUUAGGAAACCAACAGCAACAAAUGAGGCAAUUGCGUGUUGGAUCUGGUGGUGGUGGCGUUGGUGUUUUAACACAUCAAACUCCACCUUCGCCCCUCCAGCAGCAACAGUUACAGCAACACCAACGUCUUAUAGGGCAACAACAACAGCAAUAUAUGUCGGUUAAUGCUGGAAACAUGUCACCUGCAGCUGCACAUUCACCCGCCUCCAGUCAUCAUUCGAUGCAUAGCCCUCACAUGUCCUCCCAGCACUCACACCAACAACUACUAUCUCCUUCGACAACGCCCGCACAGUCUCCUCUAACAGCUUCACAGCAUCUAACGCAACAAUUGUUACCGCCACCUCCACCACAAUCGCCCUCAACAUCAGGUCUUACGCACAAUGCUUCCUCCUCCAUUCACAUAGUACCUUCUUCACCAUCUACUCCAAGUAUGAAUCUACCACCUCCACCAGAUUACAAUCAAGCGGCUGCUUCCUCGAGAUGGCCUGCGACGUUAAAUAAACCAAUGGAUUCGGCGACCAAGUCAAGUUUUCAAGAGUUCACACGUUAUCAAAUGCAAUACAAUUUACAACAGCAACAAACUCGACAACAAGAGCAACAAAUUAUCUCCGAAAUUGCUAAUUCGUUGUCCGGCGCAUCAUCCAACAACAACAGCAGCAUCCAUCAUAACCAGCAGUCGUCGACAGCAGCUGGUGGAAGUAGUGGUGGAGUGAGUGUAGGAAACAAUAACACAACCUCCGCAAACUCUGUAACAGAUGUAACAGGUUCUACCGGUUCUGGUGUAGAUGCUGCCUUAGAUGCCCAAACAGUCGACGAUUUAAAUGACAACUUGAUUACUUUAUCCGACUUGGAUGCUUUAACAACAAAUGAUUUGGACGCUUUGUUGCCUACCUUAAGCUGUGAUAUUGAUUCAUCCCUUAGUUUGGAUGACAAAAAUGAAUUGGAAUCCUUGCUUCAAGAUGCGAAAGAUUUGGACUUGGAUCUUAUCGAGGGUAUGGACAUUGAUGAGACGGCAGCUGCAGCUUCAUCACUUUAGCGGGAGAUGAAACAGCUGCCACAAAAUGUUGAAUUAGCAAUGGGUCAAAUGCAGCCGCAGCAGCAACCGCAACAACAGCAACAAAUAUUACAGCAACAAUUAUUGCAGCAGCAGCAGACGCAACAUCAGCAACAACUGCAGCAGCAACAAAGACAAUUGCAAAUGCCACAAAGUCAAAUUAUGCAGCAGCAGCAGCAACAACAAUCUCAGCAUAUUUUGCAGCAACGUUUGCAGCAGCAACAUCACAUAAACCAACAAAAUCUUGUGCCUCAAAAUCAGCAGCAGCAACAACAACAGUUUCAAAUGACUUCAAGCCAUCAACAGCAACAAUUUAUGUUAAAUAAACAACAUCAACAACAUUCAAGUGUACUUUCUGCUGUACCUGUCUCUGGCAACACACAAACAACACAUCCUCCUCCGUCGUCGCAACAAAAGCAAUUUCUUAAACCUCUAACCGGUGAACUUGAACCCAGCCCCAGCGAUGACAGUGAAACUGAAGCUGAACAAGAGACUAUUCAAUCUUCAUCUAAUUCCGCACUCCACAACAUCUCAAACGCUACCAAUACCUCCCAAGGAUCCAAUUAUAACCCAAAUAAUAGCACAAAUAGCAUUUAUGAUUUGGUACCCAAUUCAUCAUCGCAUUUCUCCGAAGAUUCCAAUUCCAACUCGUGCAGCACUGCCAUCUCAAAAUUGUCGGCUGGCGAACAAAAUAAUGGCGGGUCUUCAACACCUCAAUUAUUGGGAGCUGGUUCGGAUAACGAACGUUCUAGGGACUCUUUAAUCUCGAACAAGUCACAAAGAAUAGAAAGUCUACAGCAAAUGUGUCAUCAGCGCCUAGAUAUGGGUUCUCCCAGAUCAAACUCAUCCUCCCCAUCGGUGGGAGCCAUGUUGGCCGGGGGUAGUACUUCAAAUAAAAAGUCAAAAACCAAUUUAUUAAGAGAGAAACUACAGCAAGGAGUGAGGGAAAAGAAAAGCAAGGAGGCGGCCAACGCUGGAGUGGUCAAACCAAAAAGGGAAAGAGCCAAAGCUGGCAGUAAAUCAAAAGCUGCUUUAGCUGCUGCUGCCGCCGCAGCAAAUACACAGACUCUUAUGCAAAAUAAACAAAAUAGUGCAAUAGCUAGUAGCUUAUCAUCAUCAUCAUCAUCAGGAAACACAGCUACAAGCAUAAAUGUUACCAAUCCGAUGAUGAAUACAGUGGAUGCAACAACUUCAUCAGUGGGAGCAAAUGUGGCGGCAAGAAAAAUCAAAUUACGUUUGAAAUUGGGAAAAUCCGAGCCAGUUGCACCGGCUUAUAAAGUUGAUGUGACAUUUAGCUCGGAAAAUGUGCAACAGCAACAACAAUCUCAACUAAAUGCUCAACAGUUGGCAAACAGCGUAAUGCAACAGCAGCAACAACAGCAACAUCACACGAAUUCAUCGCAAUUUCAACAAAAUACUAAUUUAAAUUCACCUCAGCAGCAACAGCAGCACUCAAUACAACAGAUGCAGCAGCAGUUAACACAUCAACAACAAUCAUCAAUGAACCCGCCACAAUAUCAACAACAACAAGAUAAUAUUUUUCCUCAAGCCUCCUCAUCUGCGGCAGCUGGCCUAAACACAUCCGCUUCCACAACAGCGGGCAAUUCUUCUCCCGCUACAGAUGAACCCAGAGUUCCUCCACUACACAUUAGUUUACGAGGAGGAAAAAGUUCAAUUGUUAUAAAAAAUUCCCGAAAAGAACGCAAGAAAACACAGAACACGUUGGCACAGACCAGAAUGAAUCCUUGGACAAUAGCAUUAAGACAAAGUACCAUCUCAAGCGUACUCACCUUAUUACGGAUAAUGACUGCCAGUGCAACAACUGGAGAUAACUCCACUGUGGACGAACAAAGUGCAACAGAAUCCAAACAGUCUAAACUGGGACAAAAUGUAACAAAAGCUCCAAAUACAACUCAAAUAAAUGGAAUACCAAACAUGUCUGACAACAAGUUGGCUGUUUCAUCAUCAACAACAACCACAACCAGUUUAGUUGCGGGAAAAAAUGGUCUAACCAUAAGUGCAACAACAAUGAACAAUGCUACCAUGGAGGCGCCUAAUAAAACCAGCCAAAAUUUAAUUUUGGAUACGCAAAGUUUGGGUUCGACAAAUUUGGGCACUGUCACCCACCUACCACCUCAGCAAUUGCUGCAACCCUCCACUCAACAGCAAUUGGCCAAAAUUACUUCUUUGCCAAAUAGCAUUACUCUGAGCACCAUAACAAAUCCCAAUACAGGGACCGGAAGUGGUGGAGUCGGAUCAAAUUCGAAUAGUUUGCAAGUAAAACAUAACCUGAAGACCACUGCCACUAUAACACCAAUUCAGGGAAAACCCCUAACAAAAAACCAUAAGCCUCCGUCGUACAUAACGGCGGUACCACAAUUGCAAUUGCAAAAACAACAACAGCAGCAGCAAUUAGCAGCUUUAGCCGAAAACAAAACGCAGCAACAAAUGAUAGCAGCAGCCGUAACAAUGCUACCGAGUGCUACGACCCUCAAAAGAGUGGAAAUAACAAAAGUGGAGCGUAAAGAUGCUAUGGGUAAUGUGGAGCAUGUUCUGAUCAAAUCAAAUGAACCGGUUACGACAGCAGCUGCAACUGCAACAACAAUUAAAGCCAACACUCAGGUUACAACAAAUGUUACGACCACCACUGUAUCUCCUCGCCUAACGGUAUCGUCAUCAUUGGUGACCACAAAUACAAAGACAACAUUUAGUGUGGCGGAAAGUAGCGCUGCAGGUAAAACGGAGAAUACGGCUGCAAGCAAACAAAAUAUAAUUCAUCAGCCCAUAAGUACAUCUUCAACCACAACUGCGGCCACCGUGACCACUACACCAACAAAUACUCCUGUCACAAAUUUAAACUAUAAUCAGUCGACACUGGCAACUACUUUGCGAAACUCUCCUGCCAGCACGGGAGGUGGCACACCAGCCCAUGCAAAUAGUGCCGCAGGAGAAGAUAGCGGCAUAGAAUCCAUGGAUGCUUUGUCGGAAAAGUCACCACACCAACUUACAUCCAGUAGUCCCCAAUCCCUGCAACCACAAAUCACCUCGGACAAGCCACCCCAGCAAAUACUAGCUAAAGGUCCAGCGACUGAAACUCUAAAGGCAAGUGAGGAAGUGGCAACUCAAUUAACAUCGGCCGACGACGAAAUCGAAAAGGCUUUAGCUAAAAUGGAGGGCUUUACAGAGGAUGAUGACAAUAACCUAUUGGUUGGUGAUAUUAAAAGAAAAGAUGUUACCAACUCCAAAGAUCUACAGCAACAGAAAAUUAAUGGUGACCACUCCAUCUUUGAUGACGAUAUUUUAAAACAGAAGGACAACAAAGUGGUUUAUAACAACAUACAUCAUCACCACCAUCAUCAUCACCCUCGAGAAGAAGACGAUGACGACGAGGAUCUUAUUAAAAAUCUCACUGCCAGUAUUAUUGAGGAACAUGAGGCGGGCGAAAAGGCAGCCAAAGAAAAGUUGGAAAACGAACGCAGAGAAAAAGAAAAAUUAAAUCUUAAAGAACUCGAAGAAGAACAAAGGAAAGAACGGCGAACAAAAUUAAAAUUAAGAGACAUUAAAAACGAGGAUUUCGAAGAAAAAUUACCAACACCACAACAAUCAUUAAGAAAGAUGACUCCAUUAAAAUCGAAGAACGAAAUCGAGCAGCAGAAAGACGUAGUUAGCAAUAAACAGAGUGAGAAUCUUAACUCCAACCUAGCUACGCCCAUAUCAAUAGAAAUUCCACAAACUACGGAUAUGGACUCGCCACGCAUAAGAACGAGAGCCAGCAGUCGUUUGGGUAGUCCUAUGGAUGUGGCGAAAUCUAGCCCUUCUUUAGACACCAAUUCCACCACACAAUCAACUCUACUAACAAAUAAACAUGUUGUCGCUACCAGAUCUGCAAGUCAUACCCAUGAGCGAGUCAGUCUAAGUCCCAAACUACUUCAAGCUAAUUCAGCCUCUAGCACCAGCACAAAUACUACCAACUCUGCCUCCUCCAACACUUUGUCUGCAAACUCUAACACCAAUAGUAGUCAAACACAGCAAACGCAAAAUCAUCAUAAAAAACGUCAAGAAUCUGAAGGAGGAAGUAAUAGCAAUGGUGGUGUGGGAGAAAAUGACCCCAAAAGAGCACGCAGUGGCAGUACGAGUGGCAGCAGUGCUGUUACAAUAGUGAACCACAAUGAAAUUGCAAACAAUAAUAAAAAAUCCGAUGAUGCAGGAGUUUUGAAAAGUACUACCCCUAUUACUACGACAAAGAAGAUUGAAGAAUCCUCUGAUUCAGAUGAACCUCUAAUAGAGGUGGCUGGCAAGGUCAGAAAUUCUAAAGCAGCAGCUGCUGGCAGCAUUGAUAAUAAUUCAUCAGUAUCAUCAUCAUCAUCGUCCACUAACAUCAAUUCUUCUUCAACAACGUUAAUACAACAACUGUGGAAAAUACUUCAGAAAAAGUUACACGUAAUAGUAGAUCACAUCAACAACAAAAUACAGCAACACCAUCCAUAUCCAACUCAUCGGCAAACUUCAACACCAUCGCAUGCUACUCGUGGUACAAGUCAAGGUUCUACGACUACUACUAAUGCAACUACACAUGCUGCAUCCGUAAAUCAUGCGGGCAAUGUUAACAAUAUGGGCAAUAGUCCUGGUGAUGAGAAAAUUGGCACUCGGCGAAGUGUACGAGCAUCGGCAGCAGCAAAUAAAAUGAUUUACACCAGAGGCAUUCAUAAUAACAGCAAUAAUAAUGGAAGUAAUAACAGUGAGACCACUGGUAAAAUGGCAAACAAAUCAGGCGUUAAUUCAAGCUCUGAAAGUGUGGCAGAGGCCAGAAGAAAAACACGCAGUGCAGUUGUAGGUGAAACUGUUUUGACUGAAGGCCGUCGCAGAAGAGGCUCCAGAGACUAUAAGUGACCAUUGUCUUGCGGCUCGGCUACAGGUUCUGAGGAUAAAUUCGAAUUUUAUAUUUUUCAAGAUGAUGAGGACGAAGAUGAAGAAAAAUCCCAAGAUUUACAAACAAUAAACACAGAUCCAAGUAUGGCCGAGACGCAGGAUAAUCAGUAUACAACUAUAAAUCGUAAAAAUCUUUAUAAUAACGAUGAGGAGGAUGAUGUUAAUGAUGUGGAGAAUAUGUUAAAUAAACAACAACAGCAGCAAAACAUUGAGACGAAAGAAAACUAUAAUAAUUAUCAAAGCAU
Molecule: messenger RNA, 9633 nt
Organism: Lucilia sericata (common green bottle fly)
Lineage: Eukaryota; Metazoa; Arthropoda; Insecta; Diptera; Calliphoridae
Gene: Ncoa6
Product: probable serine/threonine-protein kinase DDB_G0282963
Biological process (GO): positive regulation of transcription by RNA polymerase II
Cellular component (GO): transcription regulator complex; histone methyltransferase complex; nucleus
Source: RefSeq, a predicted model, not a curated record